CAAAAGAGCUCGAAUGUAUUCUUUGACAACAAACGCCAGCUGCUGAACAUACAAGAUGGCCUUUGUGUUUCACGUUGAAUUUGGAAUGAACGACACUCCUCUGACCCAGGCUUUAGAACAAGGGAACUACGCUACUGCAGAACGUUUUAUUAUUGACUGCCCUAACGCUUCUUAUUUGGAUGAUGGAUGCUAUCAGCGAACUCCUUUAUACAUAUGUCUUUGUGGUGUAGAUGAGUUUCAUCAGAGAGUUGCUACUCGUAACUUCUAUCUUGCACAGCUACUUAUAGAAAGAGGAGCCAAUGUGAAUCACAGAGUACCAGUGACAAAUUUUGGUUCUGAGUACAUCAGCCCAGGAAAGUCUAGCCUAGAGCUGCUGGUUGAUUUUUUCAUUGACCUGACAAGAGUGCCUGAUGUUGAUGAUCCAGACUCCCCCUGGCACCCACAUCAGAGAGUAUGGAACCCCCUGACUGAGCUAGUUGUUGGUUUAAACAAGCAAUAUAUGAUGUCUAAAGAUGAUGUGAAGGAGGAUGUUAAAGAUCUGAUAUUUAGUAUACUAAGGCACGGUGGUGAUGCCAAUGUUCUGGACGAGGGAAAGAUGACCGUUGUCCAUCGCCUGGCUAUGUACAGUCACGACAUGUCUCUGUUGAGCAUCCUGUGUGACAACGGAGCAGAUAUCAGCAUGGUGGAUGGCAAUGGUAACACUCCACUCCUAGCGCUGUGCAACGUGGCUGCUUUUGAAAGUGACAACAGCUAUGAUGUGUCCCCUGCAAGUGAAAGCGACAUUGCCAGAAAAGCCCUUUUUGAAGAUGAUUUCAAGUCUAAAUUGAGCAUAAAAUAUGAUUUUCUGCAUUAUCUUUUGAAGAGAAAAGAAACAGAUGUGAACCAUCAGAAUAACUUCGGACAAACUGCAUUGUUCCACUGCAUCCUUAGAGAAGAUUUGAAAAGCGCCAAAACACUCCUAGACGCAGGGGCUAGUCCAAGCCUGCAGUGCUUCGUGUGGGAGACUCGGAGAAAAAAAAGAAAACUUUCAGCUUUAUUUGCUUCCUUCAUGACCAUUCCACUACAACAGUCUCUACUUCACUCAAGCCUUUAUGAGCAAGCCACAAAAGCCCCUCAGCCUAUAUCAUAUUUGGUAGAUUCAGGUUACUUUAAUACCAGAGAGGUAAACAGGGAGCUGUCACACCUGAUUGAGCACGACUUUCCAGAAUUUUCUCACCUCCAGUCCUACGCUGGCACCCUCACCCAGCUCAUGUUUGGCUACAGGUGUGCCUCACUCAAACAACUGGCAGCACGGAAAGUUUUCCAGUGUUGCUUCAUUGAAAGCACAGCUUGCCUUCACACCAUCCUGCCUGUCUCGUCCAUCCAAGAAAACUUUCUCGCCCACGAGCUUCUCACCAACCCACCCAAGUACGAAGAAUACAUCACCCUGGUCUUAAACUGCACUGUGCUGCGCCGCCUUCUAGAACUAGUACAGCUACCACAUUCCUUAUUAAUUCACUUUGAGGCUCAACUACUGUAUCUACGCAUGUCUUUGAAGUUCUGCGCUCUGCAAGCUCAACGCCCCAUGCACAACAGCAUGGUGCGCAACAUCUUUGACUUGGUCAGCGAUGACAGCGAUGCUGAUGAUAGCGAGGAUGCUAAUGAUGAUUCCAGCGGAAGCUAUGACUCUUCAACAGAAGAAGAUAUAGAAGGGGAUUCAGAUCUAGAAUAUUGGUGACCAUACAUUCCGUCAAAGUUUCAGCCCUUUUUGUUUAUUAUUUCUAAAUAUCUAGCUUAAAUGUUUGCUCCUUGUAACUGUAUUGUAAAAGUGUAUUUGGAUUUAUUUUUUUAAUAAAUAUUUUAGAUUACAUUUGCGUACUUUGAAGCAUUUAGUAAAAUAGAGUCUGCAUUUUAUAUUGCAUUUAUGUAAUUAGAAGAGCAAGUUAUAAUUGUUAAAUGUGAUUUUUUUUUUGUGUUGGCGCCUACUGUAAAUCACGUACUAUUUCUUCUUGGUUUUAACAAGAAUUGUAAUAUUUUUUUUUUAAUGUAUGAAUAUUUUGAUGAUUUCCGCUUGAUUUUUCUGUACUGUUAUCAUGUUUACAAAUCAAUACUCAAAUGCUUUUAACGAAUCUAAUGGUAUUAAAAUACAUACAUAUAUAAAUAAGAUAUUUACUAAUCAGAUAUGUGAGUUGAUCUUGAUACAAUUUCAAUUAUUCCACCCAUUGCUGUGAUUGUUAUUGUGGAUGAAGAUUUAUUGAUGCUAAGAUUGGAUUUAUCAAAAUUAAAGACGUAUAAGGAUUAGUGUAUCAUGUUGUAAAUUAUGCAAAAGCAGUGUAAGUAUAUGAUAGCAUUUCAAGGUUUAUAAAUAAGACUGGGUUGUCCGUUUACAAACUGUUUAUGACUAACAUAGCAUAAUAAUUUUUGUUAUGGUUUAGAUUAAAUCUUAAGAAACAGAGUGAUGUAAGAAUAUUUCAGUUUUUAAUAGAAAACAUUGAACAGACAGGGUUUCCGUGAAUUAUUACAGAGGAUUUGAAUAAAUCAUUGUCGCUGUGUUUAAUAUGAUAUAAUGUGGUGAAUCCAGAUUUGUAAUCUUAUAGUCUUUGAAAAAACGUUGAAAAAUUCAAAAGCUAAAUCAUAAGUAGUUUUAAAAACGGAACUAAAUAUACAUGAUACCUUUUUAAAUUUAUGCUAAGUUAACUUAUUAUUUUUUUUUUACAUGUAUGUUUUUGAAUGCUUUAUUUUAGUCAUAAAUUCUUUUUGUAUAGUAAAACAAAUUUAACUCAUUUUGUUAAUGAACAAAUAUUACUCUUGCAUUGUUUCCCUUAGGUGGGAAAAUCUUUGUUUCUAGUUAAAUACAAGAUAUGUAUCGAAUAUACUUAUAUUUUAAUUUGUAUGUCUAUGUGGCUCUAAUAGAUUAUUGGAUAAUUGCGCAUUGGAAAUCCAAGCACAAAGCCUGGGCCUUAGGUUGAGAAGAGCCAGAUGUUGGACCCCCCCCCCCACCUCUCUCCCACACAGCUGAUGGACCCAAGAAACAGGAUGUUACCUUUACAGCCUGGAAUCAGCAGUGUCGCAGGAGCUGCCGAAAAGAAACUUGAGUUGGUAUUCCUAUCGCCUAAGGGGCUUGACUCCUGUUUGAUUUCUGAGUUAGCUCUCCUAGAUGGGUUACUGUCCCCAGCCUCAUCUACCCAAGGGUUCAAACUACUGACUUUGGGGUUGUCAACCAAGUGCUUACCCACCCGACCAGUCUAACUGAAUUUGUAUAUAGAGUUUAAUUAAUCAUUUCAGAUUUUAUUUACAGAAUAGUUUCUUUAAAAUAUGUUUUAAUUUCUACUUUUGUAUUAUUAUUUUAACAUUAGGUUUAACGUUUUAAAUAUUUAGCCUAUAUAAUAUAUAAAUAUAGUUUAUUUUUUAACCAUAUUAUUACUGGCUAGAAAUAACUAUCUUAUUUGAAUGUAAAUGCUGUAUACAGAGUAUAUGAAAUAAUUGUGAUGUAAAAAUGUGAAAAAAAAAUAUCUGUGAUAUAUUGCUAUUGAUGGCUAAACUUUAUAAAACUUUUACAACUUUAUAAAUAUUUAUUCCUGUGAACUAACAACCUUUAAAGUUCAUGAAUGCUUUAUGGUAACCAGGUGCCACCUAAUGUUUUGAUAUAAAUCUUUACAAGUGUGCAAGCUUAAAUAUACUUUAUUAGAUUUGAAAUUGUACAUUGAUGCAAGAAAAGAGUUGAAACAAACAUUUUGCCUUGAGCUAUAUAUGAACUAACACAAGCUUAAAAUAUGUGCUCUUAAUUUAAUUUGUUUAUUGUUUUAUGAUAUUUUGGUGUCUUGCAGUUUAUUCAGUUUGUAAACUUCUUAAAAUGUCUGUUUUUUAGUUUAUUAUUUCAUAAAAUUAUUAUCAGAAUAAUUAUAGCUUGCUAGAUUGAGUUCUAUUUAGUUAUAUUUAAGCUGGGGAGCUUAGCUUUAACAUAGCAGUUCUUGUCAUUAACACAAGACGUCACUGAGCUACAUAAGAUUUUCUACCUUAUCUUAAAAAUACUUUGGUUUUGUAAGUAGCUGUUGACUGUUGUAUGGCUAGUUGGUUGUGAAAAGUGUGAUGUUUGCUUUUGCUAUUUGGUGAUGAUGUCCGCUGACGGUUCUAAAAUUUCUUUCCAAACGUGUUUUUAAAAAUAUUAUACGGUA
Messenger RNA from Physella acuta, 4154 nucleotides. RefSeq lists its product as uncharacterized. Gene Ontology annotation, molecular function: protein binding. NCBI's taxonomy places the organism in Eukaryota, Metazoa, Mollusca, Gastropoda, Physidae. The record is from RefSeq and is a predicted model, not a curated record.